Messenger RNA from Beta vulgaris subsp. vulgaris (sugar beet), 4224 nucleotides. RefSeq lists its product as uncharacterized. Gene Ontology annotation, molecular function: protein binding. The transcript has 5 exons. The record is from RefSeq and is a predicted model, not a curated record. NCBI's taxonomy places the organism in Eukaryota, Viridiplantae, Streptophyta, Magnoliopsida, Caryophyllales, Amaranthaceae. Bases 1 to 4113 code for a protein of 1370 amino acids.
AUGAGGGGAGAGUCUAAGCUCGGUGCUGCUGCUCUUCUUUCUCUCUCUUCCAUUUGUGGAGCUGAAGGUAAUCUUGUUCGUACUUCUGUUUAUAAUUCCCACAAUUUCUUUCUUGGCUUUCGAAAUUACUCCAACUGUACAACAGAUGUUGCUGUUGAUGACUCUCGAUUGUUGCUCAGAUCUAUGAAACAACAAUGUAAAUUAGGGUUUAUUAAAAUUGAACAUGUUGUUUCCCUCUUCCAUGACAUGAAAUCAUUGAGUCCUCUUCCUUCCAUAAUUGAUUUUAGUCAGCUGUUUACUGCAAUGUGUAAAAUGAAACCCCACCCCCCGUUUUCCACUGUCAUUUCUCUCCAUAGACAGUUGCUGCUGUCAUGUCUCCGUCCAGAUCAUUAUUCCCUUAAUAUUCUGGCUAAUUGCUAUUGUCGUUUGGGCCAUGUUAAUUUCGGGUUUUCGAUUCUCGCUUACAUAAUUAAGCUUGGCUAUCAACCUGAUAUUGUCACCUUUAGUACCAUCAUUAAUGGCCUCGUUCAAUCCGACCACUUAGACCAAGCUGUUGAAUUGUUGAAUAAAAUUGUCAAGCUUGGGUUUCAGCCCGACUUGGUUGUCUACGGUACUAUGUUCAAAGGUCUCUGCAGGGCUAGCAACAAUGCCGGUGCUCUCAAACUGCUUCGGAACAUGGAGUCUCAUGGCCAUUAUACACCUAAUGUUGUGAUUUAUAACACCAUCAUCGAUAGUCUUUGUAAAGACAAGUUAUUACCUCAGGCCCUCAGCCUUCUUGCGGAGAUGAAAACCAAGGGCAUCCAACCUGAUGUUGUCACCUAUAGUACCUUAAUCCGAGGCAUGUGCUCUUUGGGGCAAUGGAAAGAUGCUGAGAAGUUGUUGACUGAAAUGUUGGGAAACAAUAUAACUCCUGGUGUUUACACCUACAACAUAUUGAUUGACAUGUAUUGUAAAGAAGGCAAGGUUGGGGAAGCAAGGGAUAUAUUUGAAUACAUGAUUAAAAGAGGUCAGGUGCCUAAUAUCAUCACUUACAAUGCUUUGAUAGAUGGAUAUUGUUUACGUGGUCAAAUGGACAAGGCAGAAAGGUUUUUGGGUUUGAUGAUGAAAGAUGGCUGCAAACCAGAUGUAGUCACCUUCAGUAGCUUAAUAAAUGGAUUCUGCAAGUCAAAAAGGCUUAACAAAGCAAUUAGCCUUUUUCAAGAGAUGUGCCUUGAAGGAUUAUCCCCUAAUGUUGUCUCGUAUAACACUAUAAUUGAUGCUCUGUGCAAGGACAAUCAACUCUUAUAUGCACGACAGCUUUUCGAGGAAAUGAAAUAUCAUGGACUAAAGCCAGAUGUAUUCACGUAUAAUUCAUUUCUUCAUGGCCUAUGUAAAAGUGCACUGAUUGACGAGGCAGUGCACUUCUUUAAGGACAUGAGAAACUGUGAGGUUCUCCCUAAUAUUAUAACGUGCAAUACCUUGAUUGAUGGCCUGUGCGAAGCUGGACGAUUUGGAGAAGCAAUGGACCUCUUCUCUUUUCUUGUAGAAAAAGGGCUUCAUAAUGUGUAUUCCUACAACAUAAUGAUCAAAGGGUUUUGCAAAAAAGGGUUGUUAACUGAUGCUGAUGAACUAUUGAAGAAAAUGGAGUGGAAUGGAUGUCUUCCUAAUGAGUGCACCUAUAAUACUAUUAUAAAAGGGUAUCUGUAUGGUAAGGAUAUCAGCAAGGCUUUAGAACUUGUCCGCACUAUGAGAAGCAAAAAUUUUGCAGCUGAUGCUCACACAACUUCAUUAUUUGUUAGUUUACUCUCUAAUCAUUCUCUUAGUGUCUCAGACAAGGCUCUACUUCGAAAUUUUUGUCUCUGGUGGCCCAGCUUUUCUCAGUUGGUUCCUGAUCAUGUUGAUCAUUCAAGCGGUGAUCAAUCAAUUGAUCAAUUGGAAGAGUCGCCUCAAUUAGUUUUGCUUCAACUCUCUGAUGCUGGUGGAAGACUUGUUAUUGCUUCUGAUGGUAUCUGGGAUACUUUAUCAUCUGAUGCUGCUGCAAAAGCUUGUCGAGGACUUCCAGCUGAUCUUGCCGCAAAGUUGGUUGUUAAGGAAGCCUUAAGGUCAAGGGGUCUAAAGGAUGAUACAACUUGCUUAGUUGUUGACAUUAUUCCAUCUGUGCAUCCUGUCUUACCUCCACUGCCACAAAAGAAGCACCAUGGACUGAGCGGACUGAUAUUUGGAAAGAAAUCUCACAAUCUAGCAAGCAAAUCAUCAAAGCUUUCUGCUGUGGGAGCUGUGGAGGAGUUAUUUGAAGAGGGUUCUGCUAUGCUUGAAGAAAGAAUAGUGAAGAUGAGGGGAGAAUCUAAGUUCGCUGCUGCUGCUCUUCUUUCUCUCUCUUCCAUUUGUGGAGCUGAAGGUAAUCUUGUUCGUACUUCUGUUUAUAAUUCCCACAAUUUCUUACUUGGCUUUCGAAAUUACUCCAAUUGUACAACAGAUUUUGAUGUUGAUGAUGAUGACCCUCGAUUUUUGCUCAGAUCUAUGAAACAACAAUGUAAAUUAGGGUUUACUAAAAUUGAACAUGCUGUUUCCCUCUUCCAUGACAUGAAAUCGUUGAGUAAAAUGAAACCCCACCCCCCAUUUUCCACUGUCAUUUCUCUCUAUAGACAGCUGUUGCUGUCAUGUCUCCGUCCAGAUCAUUAUUCCCUUACUAUUCUGGCUAAUUGCUAUUGUCGUUUGGGCCAUGUUGAUUUCGGGUUUUCGAUUCUCGCUUACAUCAUUAAGCUUGGCUAUCAACCUGAUAUUGUCACCUUUAGUACCAUCAUUAAUGGCCUCGUUCAAUCUGAUCACUUAGACCAAGCUGUUCAAUUGUUGGAUAAAAUUGUCAAGCUUGGGUUUCAGCCCAACUUGGCUGUCUACGGUAUUAUGUUCAAAGGUCUCUGCAGGGCUAGCAACAAUGCUGGUGCUCUCAAAUUGCUUCGGAACAUGGAGUCUCAUGGCCAUUAUACACCUGAGGUUGUGAUUUAUAGCACCAUCAUCGAUAGUCUUUGUAAAGACAAGUUAUUACCUCAGGCCCUCAGCCUUCUUGCGGAGAUGAAAACCAAGGGCAUCCAACCUGAUGUUGUCACCUAUAGUACCUUAAUCCGAGGCAUGUGCUCUUUGGGGCAAUGGAAAGAUGCUGAGAAGUUAUUGACUGAAAUGCUGGGAAACAAUAUAACUCCUGAUGUUGACACCUACAACAUAUUGAUUGACAUGUAUUGUAAAGAAGGCAAGGUUCGGGAAGCAAGGGAUAUAUUUGAAUACAUGAUUAAAAGAGGUCAGGUGCCUGAUAUCAUCACUUACAAUGCUUUGAUAGAUGGAUAUUGUUUACGUGGUCAAAUGGACAAGGCAGAAAGGUUUUUGGGUUUGAUGACGAAAGAUGGCUGCAAACCAGAUGUAGUCACCUUCAAUAGCUUAAUAAAUGGAUUCUGCAAGUCAAAAAGGCUUAACAAAGCAAUUAGCCUUUUUCAAGAGAUGUGCCUGGAAGGAUUAUCCCCUGACGUUGUCUCGUAUAACACUAUAAUUGAUGCUCUGUGCAAGGACAAUCAACUCUUAUAUGCACGACAGCUUUUCGAGGAAAUGAAAUAUCAUGGACUAAAGCCAAAUGUAAUCACGUAUAAUUCAUUUCUUCAUGGCCUAUGUAAAAGUGCACUGAUUGACGAGGCAGUGCACUUCUUUAAGGACAUGAGAAACUGUAAGGUGCUCCCUAAUAUUAUAACGUGCAAUACCUUGAUUGAUGGCCUGUGCGAAGCUGGACGACUUGGAGAAGCAAUGGACCUCUUCUCUUUUCUCGUACAAAAAGGGAUUCAUGAUGUGUAUUCCUACAACAUAAUGAUCAAAGGGUUUUGCAAAAAAGGGUUGCUAACUGAUGCUGAUGAACUAUUGAAGAAAAUGGAGUGGAAUGGAUGUCUUCCUAAUGAGUGCACCUAUAAUACUAUUAUAAAAGGCUAUCUGUAUGGUAAGGAUGUCAGCAGGGCUUUAGAACUUGUCCGCACUAUGAGAAGCAAAAAUUUUGCAGCUGAUGCUCACACAACUUCAUUAUUUGUUAGUUUACUCUCUAAUCAUUCUCUUAGUGUCUCAGACAAGGCUUUACUUCGAAUUUUUUUCGAGAUCUGAGUAGUUAGGUGUUUGUCCUUUAAUAGUACGAUUUGUAGUUUAUUGUAAUUCUCUGAUUUGCUGGUCACAGAAUCUACAUUAUCUAACAUAUGAUCUCACCUUUUCUUUUGA